Messenger RNA from Notothenia coriiceps (black rockcod), 2731 nucleotides. Its product is annotated as zinc finger FYVE domain-containing protein 9. NCBI's taxonomy places the organism in Eukaryota, Metazoa, Chordata, Actinopteri, Perciformes, Nototheniidae. Gene Ontology annotation, cellular component: early endosome membrane. The record is from RefSeq and is a predicted model, not a curated record. The transcript has 11 exons. The annotation marks the transcript as partial. Gene Ontology annotation, biological process: endosomal transport; liver development. Gene Ontology annotation, molecular function: metal ion binding.
AUCCUUGACUACGGCAACUACGGCAGACUACAGGCUGUACUUUCCGACUUGCGCUGUGUGAGUUAGGCAGCAGCGGAGGGUCUAUCUGAGGAGACUCAAAAAUAGCCCUCAAAGGCGAUUAGGUAUGACGGAUACUGAAGGAGGGUCUCCACGGGAGGACUGUACGUAGAGAUGAGGAUUCCUCCGGUGUGGGCGCUGGGCGCUUGCCAGACUGGGUGAAGUGAGAAGUGAGAGGGGAAACCUGCUGCGAACAAACCCACCACCUGGGACUGCUGAGGAGGACCUCUGUGCAGGUUCACACGGCCGUCGGCAGCGUGGAGCUUCCUGACCCAUGGAGAAUUACUUCCAGGCCGAGGCCUUCAACCUGGACAAGGUGCUGGACGAGUUUGAGCAGAACGAAGAUGAGACCGACAAUCCCAUUCUCUCAGAUGCCAAGUGGACCCAGAUCCUGGCCCCGCCGGCCCACCUGCUCUCUCUGAACCCCGCCCUGGCCCACACAGACCUCAGUCCCGGGGAGAGUCCGCUGCCCUUCAAAACCCUCCCCAACUCCAGCACCUCCAGCACCUCCCCGGGGGGAGACUCAAAGAGACUUCCAGGUCUAGAACCUCCAUCCUGGGUUAGAGGAGAGGCCGGCAGACGUCCACAGCCCUCCCCUCCCCCAGCCCAACAUCGGCAAGCUGGUGGGCACCGACGACCUCUCGCCGCCCCCUGUGACGGCCUGCCCUGCUGUGGAGAAUGGCUGCCUUGCAAGCCCAACACUGGGGGGGCUCAGCAAGAAGAUACAUUCUCCUUCAGGCAGACCUCCUGGGGAUUCUGAUCAGGAAUCGCAUCGGGAGGAAAGAGCCGACUCGGCAUCAGGAGGAGGCUCCACCGUCGGUCACACUCACUUCACCUUUGAGGUUGGAUUAGAAAAAGAAACUCUGGCACUGAGAAUAAAUCCAAAUGUGCAGCUAACAACACACAAUGGGGAAGAUGUCAAACAGGAGGUCUUACAGGACAAUGGUCAUGAAAAACAGACUGCUCACUUCAAACAGCAGCAUGUAGAGAGUCUCCUGCAUCGGGAACAAGACAUUCGUAGUGAUUGUAAGGUGGAGGAGAAUGGUGUAUCUCCUCCUGACAGGAACGGACUGGAUAUAAAGCAGAGGAGAUGUGGUCCGAAGGGACAGAUGGACCAACUCCUCAGAAUACCAAGCCUUCCCAAUGGUUUAGAGCAGGAGAGCAGUAACCAUUCCAAAGCACGGAGGAGGAGCAGGAGGAGGGUUUUUCUCCCUCUCCUGUCCCCUCCAAAGAGGACUCAGUCACUGAGGAGAAAGAAAUGGAGGAAAGCAAGCAGGAGAGCAGUGAGGGAGUAGCAGUGGGGUCAGGUAGCAUCCAACCAAAACUCAACAAUCGCCUGCAGCCGGUCAGUGUUCCCUUCGGAGGAGCGCGACCGAAACAGCCGGUCAACCUCAAGCUCCAAAUCCCACAGCCUCUGUCGGGCCAGGUCCAGAAUCAGCUCGCCAACAGCAGGAACAAAAACCAUGACAACCAGUGUCGGAGAGGCACGCCCUCUGAAACCACGCCCAGUGGGACUGAGCCCAGUUUAGUGGGGGUGAACGGAGAGGGUGUGGUCCACUCUCCUGCCCCGAUGCCCUCGGAGAGCCCGGACAAUGACCUCCAGGCCGGCCAGCAGGGCUCUCUGAGCAGGAAACCCUCCAGCUGCCUGGGUGAGGUGGCCCCUGUGUGGGUCCCCGACUCCCAGGCUCCUGUCUGCAUGAAAUGUGAUGUCAAGUUCACCUUCACCAAGAGGAGGCACCACUGCAGGGCCUGCGGCAAGGUGUUCUGUGCGGCGUGCUGCAGCCUGAAGUGCAGGCUCAUGUACAUGGACAGGAAGGAGGCUCGCGUCUGUGUCACCUGUCAUUCUGCUCUGACCAGUGCUCCAUCUUGGGGGACGCUGGCCGCUGCAACCAACCACAGUCCGAACCCCAACAACCCCUCGGAGUACUGCUCCACAAUCCCCCCCCUGCAGCAGGCCCAGGCUUCGGGGGCCCUCAACUCCCCCCCGCCUACCGUCAUGGUGCCUGUGGGAGUCCUGAAACCAGCUGGCAACGAGGGGACCCUGACACGGGAACAAAGGAGGGUGUGGUUCGCUGACGGACUGCUACCUAACGGAGACGCAUCAGAGUCCCCAAAACCUGCAUCAUCCAGUCCGGCCCCCUCCCACUCAAUGGCCAUAUCAACGUACUCAAACAAAUCCUGCACUGCUGAACACUCCGAGAGACCCAUACAUGUAAACAGGAAGUGCUGGUACGUGACGACGAAGGGCAUGCACGCCGUCGGCCAGGCAGAGGUGGUCAUUCUGCUCCAGUGUCACCCUGACGAGAAGACUAUCCCCAAAGAUAUCUUCACACACUUUGUGCAGCUCUACCAGGAGGCCCUCAGUGGCAACGUGCUGAGCCACCUGAGUCACUCGUUCUUCACGCAGAGCUUCCUGGGCAGUAAGGAGCACGGGGGCUUCCUGUACAUCAGCCCCUCCUUCCAGUCGCUGCAGGACCUGCUGCUGCCCAACCCGCCCUACCUCUUUGGCCUCCUCAUCCAGAAGUGGGAGACGCCCUGGGCCAAAGUCUUCCCCAUCCGCCUCAUGCUGCGGCUGGGUGCAGAGUACCGCUUCUACCCCUGUCCGCUGUUCAGUGUGCGCUUCAGAAAGCCGCUCUUCGGAGAGACCGGUCACACCAUCAUGAAUCUGCUCGCA